AUGGAUGUUUUUGUUAUCAGUUACAGUCGUACUUUUGUGAAAGGAACCACCUUCCUGAUACCAAACUUUGGAUCAGAUUGCGAAAUAGAUUUCAAAGAUACGCCAUAUUGUAGAAAUCUUUCCAAGUUUUCUAGCAAAAAACAAUUUUCCAUUCGGGUUUAUUUAAGAGUACCGGAAUUUGUUUACGUUAGAUUUUUUAUUCAAGUUAUACCAGAGUUAGAUAGUUUGAUAAACACUCAUUUCUUCGCGGGUAUUUUAAUAGUGCCGGUAGCUUCUGAAAUUUUGUCACCGCAUACGUGUGCUAUUGCAAUCGGAUAUGAUUUAUGUCUGAUUAUCAUUGUUUGUAAGCAGAGCUGGUAUUUUUUCCCAUUUAUAGUUGGUAGAAGCCUGGUCAUAGGCACAUUCAUAGUGGUGCUGAAAAGAUUUUGUCAUUGGCAUCCUAAAGAUGCAUGUGGAAAGGAGUUCGACUUGGAGGCGCAGAUUGAAUUAUGCAUCUGCAAAGGAACUGAGAUAUUCCAACAAAAGGAUCAAAUAAAUCAGGCUACAGAGGCAAAAAAUUAUAAAAUGAGUCAAGAGCAGCUAAUCGCACCAGGGAAUCGAAGAAAUAUCCAAAGAAACGUUUCAAGCAGUGCGAAUGGCAUAACAAUAAUCAUUGAAACGAGUGAAGAGUGCCAAAUCCAGCGAAAGAAUCAAUUCAGAUUAGAGAAAAUUUCCUAUAAUUGUAUGGAUCAAGUCGCCGAUGCACAAGCUGCUGGAACGAGUGAGUAUCAUACGAGAAUCAAGCAAGGGUGGCAAUUAAGUACAAAAAACAACCUUUCAAACAGUGCGCCUGAUCCACCUAAGAAAAAAAUUAUUGGAAUGAGCGAAGAGCAUAAGGAGAUCCUGCGUGUUCAUUCUUCAAAUAUAAUGAAUAGUAUUUCAACCUGUGUGGAAGAAGUCAUUGACAAUUUAUACACCCACGGUGUUAUCACUGACGGUCAAAAAGUUAAACUGUACAGUAUUCCAAACAGACAUCAACAAGUUAAAUCCUUGCUGGAUAUCCUACCUGAACGUGGUAGUAAAGCCUUUGAAUUAUUCUGUAAAAGCCUAACUAAAUGUCACCCUGAACUGAAACGUAAGUUGGUUGAGGAAGCUGAACUGAUUGGUUUACCAGUUUCUAUCGAUUCUAUAACUUAG
This is a messenger RNA of Trichoplax adhaerens, 1176 nucleotides long. RefSeq lists its product as uncharacterized. NCBI's taxonomy places the organism in Eukaryota, Metazoa, Placozoa, Uniplacotomia, Trichoplacea, Trichoplacidae. Bases 1 to 1176 code for a protein of 391 amino acids. Gene Ontology annotation, molecular function: death domain binding; protease binding. The record is from RefSeq and is a predicted model, not a curated record. Gene Ontology annotation, biological process: regulation of apoptotic process. The transcript has 7 exons.